AUGACUGUGGCUCCACUGUCCCUGACAACCCCUUCGUCCGGACCCUCCCUCACACAACUGUGUCUGGUCACCAGCUCCCUCCUGCUGGCCCCCAGAGACCCGGACCCGCAGGGCCUGCCUGGUUCCGGGAAGUCUUCCCAGUCUUCCCAGCCAGCCCGGGCCCUGGGGAGCCCUGGACACAGCAGCGGCCGAGGUGUCCUGCUCCAGUACCCACACUGCUCUGGAGUUUCUCUUUCCCAAGGAGAUGCUGCUGGGGAGCUGGUAUGGGUGGGGCCUUUCCCUUUACAGACGGGGCAGAUGCCAGGACUCAGCCCAUCCUGAGGACACGUGUCCUCAUGGAGAGGGUGCUCCCUCCAGCCCAGGCUGGGGAGUCGGUGCCCAGUCAGCAGCUCUGCCACCAUCCUGCUGGGAACUGGGGGGCCUCUAUUGGGUUAUAGGCAAGGCCUUUUCUCUGGCAUGGAAUUGUUAAUUUUCUGACACAUCUAGAUGUGAAAUUUCUGAAAAUUUUGAAGUAAACAUUCACACACAAAAAGCAA
This is a messenger RNA of Symphalangus syndactylus (siamang), 536 nucleotides long. RefSeq lists its product as uncharacterized. Lineage: Eukaryota; Metazoa; Chordata; Mammalia; Primates; Hylobatidae. The record is from RefSeq and is a predicted model, not a curated record.